Molecule: messenger RNA, 840 nt
Organism: Helobdella robusta
Lineage: Eukaryota; Metazoa; Annelida; Clitellata; Rhynchobdellida; Glossiphoniidae
Exons: 2
Coding region: 1-840 (279 amino acids)
Source: RefSeq, a predicted model, not a curated record
AUGGAGUUUGUCGCAAUUUCGCUUUGGUCCUGCUUCUUAUUGGUUACCUCUUCAAGGCAAGUCGAGGUGAAUGUCAUUCUUCCAGCCGUUUCAAAUCAUGUAGAGGAAAUGACGGAGACGAGUGUGACAGACAGUGACAUGAACCACAUGAAAGAUAGCAGUAAAGAAGAGACAUCAACUAAAACAGCCAAAAAAAAGAUAUCCGAUAUCGAAAAACCUAACAAAAACGUCAACAGGAACAUGAACAUUUUGACAACGAACCACAAAAAAGCUUCAAAAACCACUAGCAACAUUACCAAUGAUCAAGACCCUUUGGCGGCCACAACGGCGGCUGCAGUAACUUCAAUCUACAGCCAAAACGACCACCGCGGCAGAAACAUUCUUGCACCUACUAAUGAGACAAUUGCAACAAAACCCACAAUCGGCAACUUUCUUGCAACCAACUACAUAAUAGCAAAAAAAUUGAUCGGCCGCAACUACAACAGCCACAUCAAGCCCAAUCGCUCUAUCCACAACAGCCACAUCAAGCACAAUCGCUCUAUCCACAACAGCCACACCAACGGCCUACAGACGACCACUCCAUCCACAACAUCCACCACUGAUUUCUACUUCCACUUCAGCGAAAACUACCUAAUCAACAGAAAUUUCGUCCAAAACAAGCCAGCUGCAAGUCCCAAUCCCAUUCAGGAAACGGAGAGCUACCUCUUCCUGUACCUCAUAGUCGGCUUCCUACUUAUUGCACUCGUCAUCGGUGUAAUCUUCUGCUGCUUUGGCAUGAAAGAGUCGGACAAAGCCUUAGCCAGGGGUCAUAGGACCAGAGGUCAAGAAAAUAAUCACUGA